Messenger RNA from Malus domestica (apple), 1180 nucleotides. RefSeq lists its product as uncharacterized. The record is from RefSeq and is a predicted model, not a curated record. NCBI's taxonomy places the organism in Eukaryota, Viridiplantae, Streptophyta, Magnoliopsida, Rosales, Rosaceae.
UUCGUUUGGAUAGAAGGAUUGGCAAUCGCCGAAAACGAGUGGCUCAUCUCUUUCACUUCCUUACUCCCACACCAAACCCACUUCAAAAAUCCAAACCACCAUCAUGUCCUCCCUGACUACUACUCUUCUGUGUAACCAUGGCCAGCAGCGCCGUCGCACUCUCUAGCUCCACUCUUUGCCACCUCACUAGAAAACCCACUUCACUGACUUCAACACUCAGCUUAAGAAUCAGAGCCAAGGCCUCCACAGCCAUGGCUGCGGCCUCCGCCGCCAAAACCAAGGUGGUACCUGCAGUGAUAGUGGGCGGUGGAAGGGUCGGAAGGGCCUUGGAGGGGAUGGGGAAUGGCUGUGACUUGCUGGUGAAAAGAGGAGAGCCCGUGCCUCUUGAUUUCCAAGGUCCAAUUUUGGUUUGCACUAGGAAUGAUGAUCUUGAAGCUGUUCUUGAAGCCACUCCAAGGCCUAGAUGGAACGAUUUGGUUUUUUUCCAGAAUGGAAUGCUGGAACCAUGGUUUGAAAGUAAAGUUCUUGGUGAUGCUGACCAAGUCCUAGCAUAUUUUGCUGUCUCCAAGCUUGGAGAACCUCCUGUUGAUGGAAAGACUGAUACCAAUCCUGAAGGACUGACUGCGUCAUAUGGGAAGUGGGCAUUGGCAGUAGCUGAUAGAUUACAUGCUGGAGGCCUCACUUGCAAGGUUCUCAACAAGGAAGCAUUUCAGAAGCAGAUGUUAGAGAAGUUGAUCUGGAUUUCAGCAUUCAUGCUUGUCGGAGCUCGUCAUCCAGGAACAACUGUAGGUGGUGUAGAGAAAGUAUACCGCUCUGAGGUGUCUAGUCUCAUUGCAGAGCUUGCCUCUGCAGCUGCUGCAGAGAAGGGGUUGGUAUUUGAAGAAGCCAUGGAGGACAGAUUAUGUGCAUACUCACGCGCGGUUGCACACUUUCCUACUGCAGUUAAAGAGUUCAAAUGGAGAAAUGGUUGGUUUUAUUCUCUAACCGAAAAGGCAAUUGCCGAAGGAAGGCCGGAUCCCUGUCCGCUCCAUACGGCAUGGCUCAAAGAUUUGAAAGUUGUCUAGGAAAACAUACUCUACCAUAUCAGUUAUUACUAAUACAAGGGACCAGAGAGAUUGCUUGUCUUCCAUUAUUGAACUACGUGCAGAAAUAAAAUUGAAUUGUUUUUUUGUCUGUUUUA